This is a messenger RNA of Enterobius vermicularis (human pinworm), 588 nucleotides long. The record is from the annotation of a GenBank genome assembly. Lineage: Eukaryota; Metazoa; Nematoda; Chromadorea; Rhabditida; Oxyuridae.
AUGCAAUCACGAUUGGCAGAUCGGAACUAUCCAGGAAAGCGGAAUGAGAGAAUGCAAAAUUACCGGGGAGCAGACACGUUAAAGGCUUUUCAGGACAAGGAGGUUGAGGAAGCCAAGUGCACUUCACCCACAAAAAAUAUCAAAAAGAGAGCCUUGCCUGACGGGCAGAGGUUCAAGGAAAGAAAGGCUCUGGAUUUACGCUCAAGAAUCACAACUCCGAGAUUGGUCUUUGGCACAUACACGGUGGUUUCUGUGUUCCUAAUGCAAUGGGAACGCAAUCACGAUGCAAAUCGAUUUCAAUACCUAAUAGUGGACAAAGGAGGGCUUAUACUGAAGGUCAACUUGAUGACCUUAAUAGCCUGCAUGUUUCAAAUCAAGCAGAUUUUCAUAACGAGUGACAGCCGUCAGCUUCCGGCAUACACUGGACGGUUGCCUACGAGUGUUAUACCUUACGGUCACCGUGGCGUAGUGCACCAAUUAACACAUGAUACACGAAUUUGGCAGCUAAAUUUGUCAGUAAACUACCGGAGCCACCCAAAACUAGUUGAGGUUUCGUCAGCAGCUGCGUAUGGAGGAAGUAUUAAAUGA